AUCUGUCAAAAUUUUCAUCAAAACAGUGCACAUUCCGGAAAGGAUUGCGGAUUUUUUCGACUGAUUUAUCGGAAGUUUUCGCGGCGCUAUCGUCCAAAAUGUGGUUUGAAAUCCUGCCCUCGUUCGGCAUCAUCACCGUCAUCCUGUCGGUACCCGGCUUCGCCAUGUACGGACUGAAUAAACUCACCCUGGAUAAUGCCUACCGUCGUAACACCGAUGAAAGAUGGUCCCGAAUCAUGUACACCCGGGAUAUGCGUCUCACCGGAAGCCCCUACAAAAGCAAUGGUCUGGAAUCCAUCCCGGAUAAAUAGGUGAUUGAUGAUUUGUUACAUAGAUAAUAUCUGAAUAUAAAUCGCUGGGAAUAA
Messenger RNA from Uranotaenia lowii, 365 nucleotides. RefSeq names its product NADH dehydrogenase [ubiquinone] 1 alpha subcomplex subunit 1 (gene ND-MWFE). NCBI's taxonomy places the organism in Eukaryota, Metazoa, Arthropoda, Insecta, Diptera, Culicidae. The record is from RefSeq and is a predicted model, not a curated record. Bases 99 to 311 code for a protein of 70 amino acids. The transcript has 3 exons.